AUGUCCAAAGGUAAAAACGUCAGGUCCAAUGUUUUUGGGUUUUCAGGUUACAUCGGAUUAGGUCAGGAAUGUGUCAGAAAGUUAGGGAAUGGUGGAGAUAGCAAAUGUUGGAUUACUAAUUCAGCGAAGAACCACAAAUAUCAGAUGACCUUCUCCUACUCAGAGGUUGAUAGUGUUAGCGACAUGAAAGCAAAUAACUGUGCACCUAGUGCGAAUAGAUAUGACAGGACAGGACAUAGGAAGAACAAGUGCAUGGGAAAAUACUGGGUCCAAUGCAGCCUAAACAUUGGGUUUAUUAGAUUAGUGUUGGAUUUAGCAGAUAAACAUUGGAUUGAGCAGCCCAACCUUAUUCCUCAACCUCUCCAGCAGCGGCUGGAAGAAAACAUUUGUAAACAGUCUCAGCCACAGCGGCAAAAACCUGCGGCAAUUGAAAAAAACUGA
This is a messenger RNA of Suillus plorans, 441 nucleotides long. RefSeq lists its product as uncharacterized. Bases 1 to 441 code for a protein of 146 amino acids. NCBI's taxonomy places the organism in Eukaryota, Fungi, Basidiomycota, Agaricomycetes, Boletales, Suillaceae. The transcript is spliced from 4 exons. The record is from RefSeq and is a predicted model, not a curated record.